AUGCAAGACGAUACGGGUCAUAACAUAUCGGCUCUCAGGCCCGAGGACCUCGAAAAGGUACAGGGGCUUUGGAAGUUUCAAGUGCACCGCGUCAAGGCACAGACGUGGGCUUACCGGGAUAUCAAGUUCCUGGUGUACGAUGACACCGUCGACGCGGAGGAUGGCGACUCGAAGGCAGGCCAAAGCAGCAAGAACACCGUGGUACCCGAGCACUCUCCCAGGCUCAAGUCGACGAGUCCUGGCCCUGGUUCAUCCGCUUUACCACAAACCCUUCCGGAUAGCGACGAGGAUCCCAUAUUCAAGCAAGCAAUUAUCGCGUCCUUGAAGCAACCGGAAUCGGAAGCUGGGCCAUCUACGGCAUCCGAACACCCUCCAGAAGACGACAAUAUGGACGAUACAGAACUUCAAGAGUCCAUCCGUUUGUCACUGAUGAAAGACGAUGAGUUCAGCAACACACCGAUCACAGCGGAGCCCCUGAACUCGACUGCCGGGCCAUCUUCAGCAUCCAAAGGAACCCCCGUAGACGAGGAGAUGGAGACCCGGAGCUUCAAGAGGCCAUUCGUCUAUCAUUGA
This is a messenger RNA of Colletotrichum godetiae, 573 nucleotides long. RefSeq lists its product as uncharacterized. Bases 1 to 573 code for a protein of 190 amino acids. The transcript has a single exon. NCBI's taxonomy places the organism in Eukaryota, Fungi, Ascomycota, Sordariomycetes, Glomerellales, Glomerellaceae. The record is from RefSeq and is a predicted model, not a curated record.